AUCAAAAUGUAAAAACCUUUGCAAGUCUACAACUAAGAUACAAAGAUUCACGCCUGGAGUAGAAAACAAAUUUACACAUGAAAUGAAGACCAUUAAUUUUCUCUUCAAAUUUAUACGAAGUCGAAGAUGGUGCAGUGCAGGUUUAGACAGUAUCUCCUUACGGAUCCGAUGUUCACAUGCAGGGUUGACUGACAGCAUUGGUGGGAAUCUCUGCAGCAUCAUUCUACGAAACCCAUCACGUGGAAAGCCAAAUAAAUUUACAAAUUUAUGUUCAAUCGUCAUCAUUAUUUUUUGUUUAUCCAUCGCCGCGGCCGACAUCUUUGUCUAAAAUUUCGACCAACUGUCAAUAUGGUCUUACUUACAAUUUGUUGGGGAAAGCAAGGCAUGGCAAACUCUCUUCAGUUGAACUUAGGAACCUGAAAGUCGAUGGAUCUGUUCAAUCAUAUUUUCCUUAUUCUUAUCCAAGAGUUUUAGAUUGAGAUAUGUUUGGCACAUUUCGAUUGCAUAAAAAGUGAAAGAGGUAGCCUAUGUAUUGUUUGGGAGCGUCGUUUGAAGGGCGUAGAGGUUCUUCUUUUUCUCCUUUAACUCUUAGCAAAUUAUUUUUAUUUUAGAUUAUUUGAUAAGUGGCUAUAGUUUUCAUGGCUGCUUUAAUUUUGGUGGGUAAUAUUAUAUUAUACUGUUCACACACGGGACCUUCCCUAUUCGUCUUCUUCCUUCUUCAGAAAACCCAAAUUCGUGGGUACUAUUCAUCACUCUAGAAGUCCAAUUUCGAAAGCUCAAAUCAGAAAACUUCCUUCAUCAAAGUUGUUCAUAUGCUCGAGUGUCUAUCACAUAUCAAAAUGAGCAUCAUCAGACCGGUCUAGCUACCUCAAACCGGCUAUGACAUUUCUGUGUUCAUCCAUGAAAUGAAUCAGUUUCCCAGUUUGAGCUCAAAGGCGCAAAAGGCAAGUCAAGCUUAAACUUUGGAUUCCAGAAACAAUUAAUGUUGGUGAAAGACCCAAGAGAUGUCCAAACAACUCAUGUGGUGGAGAAUCCCAACAUCUUUUAUGCAUGAUACUAUCAACAUAGCGGGGGUUGAGGAGACGGGAACCUGAAAUUGGAAUUUACAUGUGAAAGAGUGACUGAUCAAAACGAAUAAUAGCAAUGGCAGCAGAGUUUGUGGAGCUUGUUGCCUCUCUCAUUGGUUGUCUGCAGAAUUCAACCUGUUUAGGCACUCCCCUUGAAGAGAAAUAUAAAUAUUUUGCAAAACGCAAAGAAUAUCUAGAGACUUUAAAAAAAGGCAUGGCCCUUUUGAAAAGCCGAAGAUGUGAAGUAGAGAGCGAAUCUGAGGAGAAGGUGGUGAGCAAGCCUUACAAAAUCUCCGACUGGUUAGAAAGGUCAAAUGACUUCAUAACUGAAACUAAUGAGUUGAAUUUUGAGGACACAAUAAGUGGGAAUUGGUGUGGUUUCCCAAACUAUUAUCGUUCACAGUAUAAAGCUGGGAAAUCCAUCCUCGGCAGAAUUGAAAAGGUAAAUUUACUGAAAGAGGAGGGCACAUAUUUGUUUAAUGUGGAAGAAGACUUUGUGGUGGGAUAUAUACAGAAGAACACAAAAGAACUGGUGGGCAAGACAGCAAGUGCUUUUGAGAAAAUUAUGAAGUGCGUUUCAGAAAAGGAGGUUGGAAUCAUAUGUGUUUAUGGGAUGUCUGGUUCGGGAAAGACUGAAGUUUUAAAGGAAGUCAAUAACCAAAUAUUGAAACAGUACAAAAGUUGUACCUCAGAAGAUGGCAGAGAUGGAAAUAUCACAGCCCAAUUUGAGAAAGUUAUUUGGGUGACUGUAGAGAAUGUUGGACCACCUGAGGCAGCCAUUGCUGCCCUGCAGAAGGGCAUCCAAAAGGAAUUACAACUUGACGACCACAGUGCUGGGAACAGAGCAGACAAGUUGGACAGUGCGUUGAGGCAGAGAAGAUUUCUGAUCGUUUUGGAUGAUAUGCGGAAGGAGUUGUCUCUCGAGCAUAUUGGGAUUCCAUGGCAAACAAACAAUGGCUCCAAGGUUAUAAUCGUUUCAAAAUCACGUCCAGUGUGCAGGGGCAUCACAUUUGAUAGAGAGGUCGAAAUCGAACUUGUAUCAGACGAAGAAGCACUCAAGUUGUUCGAGGUUGAAGCUGGCAUUGGAUUUUCUGCACUAAGGGAAGAUACUCGAGCGGCCGCGGUAAACAUGGUACGUGAGUGUGAUGGUCUGCCCGUGGCGAUUGCUGGUCUGGCUCAAACCUUGAAAGAAAUAAUGAAAUUGGAUCCUAGCGAUGUCGAUGUCGAUGUCGAUGCAGAAUGGAAUGGAGCAUUUUAUAAGUUGAGAAAUUCUAGUGUUCUCUUGGAAAAAAAGAAUAGGAAGGCAUUUGCCCGCCUGUUAAAUAGCUACUCUAUGUUGAAGCAAGAAGCUCAGCAGUGCUUCCUGUACUGUGCAUUAUACCCACCUGGUCAUUGCAUUGAAAAGAAAGAGUUAGUGGAGCACUGGUUUUGGGAAGGUUUACUGAGUAGCAGAGAAAGAAUUAAGGGGCAGCUGAUAGAAGAUACGACAUAUGCAAGAGAGAUACUGGAUGAGAUCAAAGGAGCUUACCUUCUGGAAGCAGUUAGUGAAGGUGGAAAAGAAUGCAUCAAGAUGCGCAACUUAGUUAGGCAUAUGGCAAUCCAUCUGACCAAAACAAUCCCCGAUUAUGAUCAGUUUCUCAUCGAAGCCGGGGUGAAGCUUACCGACUGCCCGCUGAUAGGGAGGAACUUGUCUAAAGUAGAGAGAGCCUCAUUGAUGAAAAGUCAGUUUAAAGCACUUACAAAAAAACCCAAGUUUUACAAGCUAUCCACGUUACUUCUGCAGCACAACCCCAUCUCUCACUUUGAUGACGAUUUCUUCCGUAAUAUGCCUAACCUCAAAGUUCUUAACCUUUCUCAUACCAAUAUCUCUACCCUUCCAAAGUCAGCCUCUUCUUACUUGACAAAACUAAGGGCACUCCUCUUGCGCGGUUGUUGCAACUUAACAUCUCUGCCUUCUUUAGCAAACUCUGAGGAACUACUUGUUCUGGACCUUUCUGAUACUCCCAUAACAGAAUUACCUGAUGGCAUGAAGAAACUAACCAAGCUUAUUCGCCUCGACCUGUCCUGUACCAAUGUGGGAGAAUUUCAAGCUGAAUUAGUGCGUGAGUUAAAAAAUCUGGAAGAACUCUUCUUGAUAACCAAUGACUCUGCAGGUUCUCUGUGGGGAUCAGAGAAAGGAGCAAGUAGUUUGUGGGGAUCAGAGAAAGCAGCUAGUUGUAUUCAGGAGCUGGGAGCCCUUCAGCAUUUAGCUAUUCUUCAUAUCAACUUCCUAGAUGCAAAAGCCUUCAACACAUAUGUGGAUUCGAAGGAUCAUUCUCUAUCCAAAUUCAAAUUCUCCGUGGGUGGUUCUUGGGAUAAAACAAAGUUACCUGAAAACAGCAUAGUUUUCAUCAAAAGUGACUUUCUUGUGAGUGGAAAACCAGUGUCACUCCCAGAAGACACCUCUGAGCUGCAUGUAAUGAGCAACAAGGAUCUAUAUUGGUUGCCUAUUAGUGGUCGACGUUGUCUAGACAGCCUGAAGGUCAUAGAUAUAUCUGGCUGCGAAAGUUUGGUCUAUUUAUUCGAGAGGAACGUGUCACACAACCUUCCAAACCUCGAAAAAAUUUCGGUUAAAAAUUGUCAGAAGAUGGAGGCCUUGAUAUCAAAAGAAGACCCUUUGCCAUUCGCACCUUGUUUGAAUAAAUUAAAGGUCAUCCAUAUCUCAGACUGUGAAAAUUUGGGCUACUUAUUCAGGAUUGGAAUGGAUUCUUGUCAGUAUACCUCUGGUCAAAAAAAGAUUUACUCAACCUGCUUCCCAAACCUCCAAGAGGUAUUCAUUACACGACGCUGGAGGAUGAAAGUGGAUAAAGAGUCAAAAGAACCCAAUCCUGCUGUUCAUCCAAGACCAACGGACCUUGUGUUGGUUGAUCCACUUGAAUUGAAGAAAUAUUAUGAUUUUGAAAAGAAGGAUAAUCCUCAGGAACACAUUUGGUACUUUCCUGAUCUAAAGAUGCAGAUCAUAACUUCUCUUCCUGAAGAACUGCUACCUCGGCCACGUAGCAGCAAUCAGAUUAAAAGGAGUCGGAGCACUGACUCUAUAGAGAAGCUAGCAGGCAGUACAGAUCGUACGCUUUUAUUAAGCAAUCUUCUAAACUCUAUUUUAUUUCUUUCUCGUGUUCAUGAUUGAUUCAACUCCACCAGAUUGACAUGUUAGCUUCGGUUUAUUUUGUUCCUUGUUAGCCAGACUAUACAAUUGCGAGGAAAACGUGUAGUGAUUAGACCUGCCAAUGGAUCAGAUUUUGAUCCUAAUUCGAUCCAAAUCCGGUGUAAUUAAUAGGAGAUGAAUUGUACUUCUCAAUCCGAUAAUCCGAUUACAACUCGAAUCUGGUAAUCCAAUUAUAAAUAAAUAUGGAUAUGGAUUAUAGUUU
Molecule: messenger RNA, 4474 nt
Organism: Prunus persica (peach)
Lineage: Eukaryota; Viridiplantae; Streptophyta; Magnoliopsida; Rosales; Rosaceae
Product: probable disease resistance protein At4g27220
Exons: 7
Coding region: 1144-4233 (1029 amino acids)
Molecular function (GO): ATP hydrolysis activity; protein binding; ADP binding
Source: RefSeq, a predicted model, not a curated record